Molecule: messenger RNA, 261 nt
Organism: Paramecium tetraurelia
Lineage: Eukaryota; Ciliophora; Oligohymenophorea; Peniculida; Parameciidae
Exons: 1
Source: RefSeq, a predicted model, not a curated record
AUGAGCAGAAGAUUUAUUGACUAGUAUCCCUUAUCACCACCAAUUAAUGAAAUCUCCAAUUUAUACAAAAAAAUCAGAAUACAAUAGCAAAUACAAUUCUUUUAUGAGAUAAUGAAAAAGGUCAAAUUCAAAAGGCCAGUACCACAACCUAAAAAAAAUAAACUGCCCAUAUCUGUUUCCUCAAAAACGAUUUAAUCGUAAGUGAGCGAUCUCUUUCUAUUCGUUCACCAAGAAUAUUAGAAUUACCCAAGAAAUAAAUGA